Molecule: messenger RNA, 2178 nt
Organism: Talaromyces proteolyticus
Lineage: Eukaryota; Fungi; Ascomycota; Eurotiomycetes; Eurotiales; Trichocomaceae
Product: P-loop containing nucleoside triphosphate hydrolase protein
Exons: 2
Cellular component (GO): mitochondrion
Molecular function (GO): ATP hydrolysis activity; ATP binding
Source: RefSeq, a predicted model, not a curated record
CCGCUCGUAAAGAUCGAAAACGGGUCCUUUUAUCGUUCGUAUCCAUCAGACUUGGCACCCGGUCCCAAAGACGCACCUCUUCUGAGCAAUGUUGAUUUCAUAUUGCCUGCUCGACUCGCGGUGGAAUUGCCCAAACCCGUCAAGGACACGGUCAGGGCAAGGAUGAAAUAUAAAAGAGAGGUCCGUCUCGAAAAUACGGUCCGCAAAUUGCAGGGGCCGUUUCAUUGGGCUUUCAUAGGCCCUGGAAGCUCUACGCUUUUUGACAUCAUCCGCGGCCAGCAUAUUGCUGUGCCACCGAACUCGCGUUCAUACCCCUACUUGUCCUCAGACAAAUUCACCCCAUCGGACCCGAAGCUAAGGCAUUCGUUUAAUGCUAUUCAAUUUGUCGGCUUUGGCGGUGAGGGGUCACAGGCCACCGGAGGAACCAGGGGGGCGUAUCUCAGUGCACGAUACGAGAGUCUACGUGAAGACACCGACUGGACGGUCCGCCAAUAUCUGAAGGGCCAAACGGAAUUAAAUCCUUUGGAAGGGCAAGAAUGGGGGAAGAUUCACGAUGAGAUUCAUUUCCAGGAGAUUGUGAACAGUUUCAAACUACAAGAGCUUUUGGAUAUGCCUGUGUCUAACCUGAGCAAUGGCCAAACAAGGCGUACUCGUAUAGCUAAAGCUCUAUUAGCGAAGCCAGAACUCAUUCUCCUAGACGAACCCUUAAUGGGUCUUGACCCUGUGACUAGUGAUAGCAUAUCUUCGCUCCUUUGUAGUUUCGCACAGAAAUCUACACCUCGAGUCAUUAUAUCCCUUCGCCCACAGGACCCUUUACCCGAAUGGAUUACCCACGUCGCAGUUCUCAAUGGAGAUCAUGUUGCUUAUCAAGGGGACAAAGCCAGCUUCAUCAAGUGUGCUCAUCGACUCACUGCCUCGCCUCAUGUGGGCGUCAAGGGUUCACAGUUAUUACGGCCUCUUUUCCAGGAAGGGGGCCUCUUUCAAGGCUGCUAUGUUCCUCCUCUUGACCUGAAAAGGACGGCAAGAUGGAGCUCGAUGGAAAAAAAAAGAGCGAAGUCAAUCACGCCUAUUUCCAUGAAUGGCGAGCCUAUCAUACAGAUGGAAGGCGUUCGCGUACAGUAUGGGGGAAAAGUUGUACUUGGAAAUUGGAAGCAAGAUGUAGCUGGUGAAGAUCACGGCAAGCCAGGACUACAUUGGAAAGUCCGCCGUGGCCAGCGCUGGGCGAUCCUAGGAGCGAAUGGAUCCGGCAAAACAACAUUAUUGUCCGUAAUAACUUCAGACCACCCACAGGCAUAUGCACUGCCUGUCCGCUUAUUUGGUCGUUCUCGUCUUCCGGAAGUGGGAAAACCAGGUAUCUCAAUUUUUGACCUGCAAUCUCGGAUCGGCCAUUCUUCGCCUGAAGUCCACGCCUUCUUCCCGCGGCAGCUUACGGUCCGGGCAGCGAUUGAAUCCGCAUGGGCAGACACCUUUCUCUCAAAGCCGACUUUGAGUUAUGAGAUUGAUACGCUUAUUGAUCGAGUGCUUGAACACUUCAAGCCAGAACUAGACAACAGUCCCGGUCCAGAGCUUCCUAUCAAAGCCGAAACCGACCUUUCCUUUAUUCCCCUGCACUUUCAAAAAAAGGUAUUGGCUGAGAACUUUCUAAGUCAACGUUAUCGCUACCCAUUGCCGCCAUCGUCCGUUCAUGAAUACGCCGACACAAUAACCUUCGGCCAACUCAAUAUGGCCCAACAGCGUUUAGUAUUGUUCAUACGGGCUAUCAUCAAAAAACAAGAUUUAAUAAUUCUAGACGAAGCUUUCUCUGGCAUGUCGCCAUCGAUGCGCGAGAAAUGUUUUGCUCUCCUAGAACCUGACCCCGACGCCAACGAGACAUUAAGCAAUACAAAAUUCCAGAUUCCCCAUCUCGGUCCUGACCAGUCCCUCAUUGUGGUCAGUCACCUCCGCAGUGAAAUCCCAGACUCUGUUCGUUUCUGGAUGCGUCUCCCUUCAGACGUUGGCGACAACGAAACGCUGCCAUUCGCCAUGGGCCUUCUUCCGGAUGGUAUUAAUCUAGCAUCCGACGAAACAGUUUGGCGAAAUAUCUGGUCUGUGGAUACACUGCCUUAUAAAAAGAUCGACUCUGCCAGUGACGGCGAGGGGAUCCCAAACGACGCCGAAAAAUACCACUACCUUGUUCCG